AAGUUGCUCUUCCAGGAAGCUCUUCUCAUAUUUCGGAUUUUAACCCGAAACUGCCUGAAAGUUACCUGACGCGUUCACACUAUGGGGCGUUUCUUCCCUAUUUAUUAUUGCUGCUCUCAUCCUGCGCUCUGUUCCCUCCCCGUGUCGCUCCUUAUAUUCCCCGUGCACUGCUUUUGUUUCUCCCUCGGAUGCAUCUGGAUGUCCCGUCAUGCAGUCUUUCAGCUUGGUAAGGGGACCGAGACCGGGACCGAGACCGGGACCGCGUCUGCACGCGCAUCAUGUCAUUAAAGCCGCGGGACGCGCGUGGCUCUGAUCCAGACUUUCAUUAUCGAUCCCGUCUCCCUCACAGUCGGACAGAGCUUCACUUACAGGCUGAUUUACUGGUCGCCAUGCAGAGGAGGCGUCCGGUGUCAGAGUUCGAUUACCAUGGCUAAGGUGGUUGGGAAGAAGCUGCACUGGCGCUCCAAGGUGCAAGAGAGCUUCGUUCCUCUGUUGGGUAGCUCAGGAGAAUUGGGUGUGGCCAUCGGAGGCGGCGCAGACUAUGGUGAGUUUCCGUUUGUCACAGCCGCGCCGGGAGGUGGAAUCACAGUCGACGAAAUCAUUUUGGAGAUCGGUGGGACACCUGUUCUGGGAAUGACCUUAGGUGACGUACGUGGAGUACUCAACUCCUGCCCGCAUCCGAUUCGGAUCAAGACGGUUACACCAGAUUCAACACUGUGUAAGGAUCUGCGGUUGUAUCUGAGUAAAUGUUUCACACCUGGCUGCAUGGACAGCCAGCUUCAACAAGUCAUACGGGAAAAUCUCUAUCUGCGUGCAGUACCAUGUACAACCAGACAGCCUCGAGAUGGAGAGAUCUCAGGAGUGGAUUAUAACUUUGUAUCUGUCGAAGAGUUCUUCUCUCUAGAGGAGUCAGGAGCUCUGCUGGAGAGCGGCAAAUUCAAAGGGAACUACUACGGAACCCCUCGACCAAUCCACAUUGGUCCCGACAGCCCCCCCAUCACCUACCAGGAGCACCGCAAGCUUCUAAGGAACUUCCGCACACGCAGCAAAUCCAUCAGUAACCUGGAGAAAGCGGCAGAGGAAGGCUACAAUAGUGAGGGAGACUCUGGGCUAUCAGGUGGCUCAGGAGGUGCCAGCAGUGUCCCUGCCCCGAUAUCAUCCCCGAGCCAAUCUCGUAACUCCAGCGGAGGAGACGGCAGUGCCUUUGAGAACGGGAGCAGGCACAGAAGAGGACCACAGAGGGCGGGGCUUGAAACCUGGGAAAUGACCUACAGUGACUCAGGGGAACCAUACUACACAGAUCAUCAGCCCAAGCCAACUUACUGGCACACCCGACGCACAUCCAGCCAAGAGUCAGUUUUUAUGUCUGACAUCUGCGAGUUCACAGAUCAGCCAAGUGAGCUGAGGGGAUACUCGAUCCACACUCGGGUGUGCAAAGGACCGCAGGGCUUCGGCUUUAAAAUCGCCGGUGGCAGGCGGCCUCGAGAGUUCUUACAGAUAUACAGCAUAACACCCGGAGAGCCGUCAACUCUUAACAUUGGGGAUAUCCUGGUGUACGUUAAUGACACCUGUGUGCUGGGCACUUCUCAUACAGAAAUACUGGAAAUGUUGAGGGUUGUGCCAGUGGGCCAGAGUGUGGACAUGGUGGUCCGUAGAGGCUACCCCAUGCUCUAUGAGUCAGAUGGCAACCCCAGACUGUCUCAGGAGCCUGCCUCCCAACCUUCACCUCUUCCAACCACUACCCAGCCCAAAGCCCAGGCCCUGCUCCCACAAUCCCAGACACUUCUCAAUCACAGUAUGCUUAUGUACAAUGCAGAAGGAAGAUAUCCUAGAGCUUAUGGAAGAAGUGCAUCCAGGUUUAGCCUGGACGCCAAUGGAAAUGCUUCACAUUAUUCACCACCUUCGAGAAUGCCGUCUUCUUACCGAUACUCCAGCGAGGGAGAGAGCGAUAUCGUGAGGCCGCAGUACUCUCAGAGAAGGAUCAGGCAGCUGCAGAGAGCAGAUCUGGCCAGCCAGAGUGACAGCGAAGUGAUUUCAGCUAUAGGUUCACACAGAGCCUCCUUUAUUCAAAACCACAACAACAACUCACUCUUCCCACCAUCUCCUUUGCGUGGUUACUCUACUAAGUCCUCCGACAGUGACCUUUCCUCCUAUGCCCCAAGCCCACCCCUUUCUCGCUUACCCCUCCCCCAAAAUGAAGCAGUCCAUGCCUCCAUCGCCUCCUCCCCUGGUGGGGGGAAACGAUACACACACUUUCAAAAUGGUCAACGCACCCUGUUCACACCUCCCACCAGCGUGCACUCAGAUGGGCCGUACUUCACUUUUGGAAGUGCCAACAGCGGCAGUCCAGGCAGUAGCGCCAAUUCACCAGGGGCAAUGAGCAAUAGUGGGGGCCGGGAGCUUGUGCCCAUCGCCCUGGCAAAGUGCACACAAGACGGGAGUUUGGGGUUUAGCUUGAUUUCGGGCGGACAAGGCGGAAGGGAAGCUGUGGUGAAGAGAGUGUGGAACUGGCAGCAGUGUAACGGCCUCCAACCUGGAGACACCAUUGUGAAGAUCAACGGAGUCAAUGUGCAAAGCCUCAGCUUCAUCCAGGUCUAUCGUACUUUGGAAGAGCACACCAAAAAUGGAGAGGUCAUUGUGCUAGUUCAGAGAGGAGGCUCCAUAUAUUCUUCCAUCUCUCCAAAGUCUAAGCGCCAACACAGCACUGCCCUGCCACGCCCUGCCUCUGCCUCUCAGAUCCCUCUUACUGAUACUCCACCUGUGCUACGGAAGUCUCUUACACCACCCCCUCAGUCACUGGUGCGUUCUUCUUUGGUCCAGAGCACCAGCUUCUUGGACUCUGUACCUGUCACUCUAACGCUGGAGCCUCGUGAUUGGAUGAGUACGGAGGAGGGCGGGACUACUCUCAAUCCCAGAUUGAAGACUGAAGGGAAGGGCAUGUCACCUUUGCCACGGGGAUUCGAGGUGGAGCUAAAGAGGAAACCAGGAGAGGGAUUUGGAUUUGUGAUUGCGUCACAGGACGUUGAGAACGGCAGAGCGGCAUCUCUGCUGCCUCACCGGUUUGUGACUGUACGCCGUGGCAGUCCUGCAGCACGAAGUGGCCUGAUUCGGCCCGGCGAUCGGCUGGAGUCAGUAGAGGGACGUAGUGUGGUUAAUCUGCCCCACAGAGAGCUGGCACAAAUACUGCGCAGGGCGGGCAACACAUUGCGUCUCUCCAUAGUCCCACGCGCCAGCGCUCAUUCCACUGAGCACUCAGACAGUGAUCUCCAUCACAGAAGCAGAAAGCCUCACAGGUCCAAACCUAAGGACUCAUCACGGUACUACAGUGUAGAGCUAGAGAGAGGCCCUACUGGUUUUGGAUUCAGUCUGAGAGGAGGUAGUGAAUAUAAUAUGGAUCUUUAUGUUCUGGGCCUGAUGGAAGGAGGACCGGCCUCAAGCAGCCGAAAGAUGCAGGUUAGUGACCAGUUAGUGGAAAUCAAUGGGAACAGCACAGCAGGUAUGAGCCACAGUCAAGCUGUGGAGCAGAUCAGGACUGCAAGCCAUAAGCUACAUCUUGUCCUGAAAAAAGGCAAUGGAUAUGUCCCUGACUAUGGCCAUGAUCAAGGAGCAGCCGUCUCCUCCCUGUCCUCAGCCCUGCAGUCGCAUCUGGCUGCAGUGAAUUACCAACACCACCGUCUGAAUUCCAUGUCCAGCCCUACAAGAACAGGCAGGACCCUCGACCAGAGAGGAAGAACAGAGCACCAGGGCCGGGAGGAGAGCCCCAAAGAAACACAGGUCACAGGACACAGGUCUAAGGACAGGAGGAGGAGACAAAGCUCCCACAGUUUACCCAGAACCAUCCAUGGACAACACAGCGAUGGAGAGGAUAUCAGUGAGCCAGCAACAAGAGGACGACUUAGGCAGAGAGAGACAAAAAAGGAGAGGGGUAGGAGGAGUAAAAGUGAGGAAAGUAGGAGACAGCCAACAAAUGAGGGUGAGGAAGAGACUAUGGGAGAGGAACUGCAGCGAAACAAAGAGCAGGAGAGAGAAAAAAUGCACUUUCGUGAGAAGAGGUUUGCAGAGUCGAUUCAGAAAUGGAAUGAGAAGGAAAAAGAGAAAUUAGAUACCAAGGAAAGAGAACUGCAAAACAGUCAGUUGUCUCAAGAGGAUGAAAUCUCUCGGGGAAAUCCAGGAGUUGAACACUACAGAGCGAGGAGAGAUGGGCAGCUGAAAGGUGAGACAAAACAAAUGCUGCCAAAUGAUUUGGGAAGAGAGAGAACAGGGCAGUGGGAUAUCAACACUAUACCCUAUGUUGGUAUGUCUUUGCCAGGGCAAGAAAAAAUUCAGUCCACCAGCCUCUCUGCCCAUGAAUCUGAUCAGUCUCCAUUCUCCUUUCUCAUGUCCCGUCAACCACAACUCACCGAGCCAGAAUCAGAAAUGAAUGGAUCAGCUGCCAGUCUCCCUAAGUUCUCUACCUAUAAAAUGCACAGUUCAGGAUCCAUAGUGCAGAAUCCCUGGCUCAGACCCAGUCUGCACACACUCAGUAGAGAGAUGGAUAGAAACCAAUUUACAGGAAAUUUAAAGGACCUUACAAAGUUCUGAAAUUAUGCAUUUUUUGCAUUAUAAUGCUACCAGGUCAACUAUUUGAAAUCAUUUAAUCAAUUGAAAUAGGCUUUAUUAUAAGCUGUUGGAUCACAUUCACUUUAUUAGUUAUUAGUUUAUUAUUUUAUUACAAUUCAAAUUAAAAUCUUUCUGUCUUCUGCCUUUUUUCCUCAGUUAAAUGCUUGAGGGACGUUUUAUGUCCUCAUCUUUUUGCCAUAUUUUGUGCCUCUUUUUAGAUUCUGCUUAUUGUGUAUUACUCUUCCUCUAAGCUCUGGGUCAGCUUUAAUUGUCUUGCUUUAUCCUAACCUUGUUAUAGAAGGGGAGACUGACCGGGAAUAAGGAACUAGUUUUGUCUAAGAUUGUGGGGCAAACAUGAAGCAAUACAAUGCCACAAGCCAAGAUUUUUGAUAUGCAAAAAAAUAUAUUAAUGGUGUGUUUUAUGUACAUUAACAUUUCCUUAUACAAAUAUUAUGUAUGGCAUAAAACCAUAAACCUUUUUGGGGUGUGAUGUUAUAGGAAAGUGAAUAGGAAUAUUAUAGGAAAGAACAGGGUGAUGUGAAAAGACAGGAGUUACUGAUAGCACCCAGAAGCUGAUUACUUUCCUAUAACAACAUGUCCGGCAGAGUUUUAUCCCUGUUAUACCACAGUAUUCCCAACAAUUACAAUUUAAAACUUAAUUAUUGAACCACAUCGUCCCAUUCAUAGCUACGUUCAAUGUCCUGAAACAUCUGCAAGACAAAUUAGUUUUGCCAUGACUGCAAAGUCGUUCCUUCACCAGCGUCUCUUUUGUUCCUCCUCGUAAAGUUCUUGAAACAAAAAAUUACAGAGAAACAACAAAUCUCAAAUUUCUCCUGAAGACUAUCUUGCAGCAGAAAACUGACUGAUACAAAGCCAUGGCAGUGAAGAUUUUUUAUGCUUAUUCCUAGACUUAAAUUAUGAGGAACACCUAUCUUUCAAGUCUCUGAAAUUAGCUGUUGCUAUAGAAACACUAAUAUUUUAGAAUGAAUGAAUUAAUAUAAACCUGUCAAAGCUGCUGUUAUCUAAAAAUAAUCAACUCUUUCAUGGCUGAUCAGAUUCGAGAAUUAAACAUCACUGUGGUGUAAAAAAUGUUAAUCAGGUCAAAUUAUCGUAUUGUUUUUGUCUUGGGACCUCAUCCAGACCUCAUCCAAAUAACAUGUUAAUAUGUGUAUUUACUCCACACUUACUUAUUUGAGCCCCACAGGUUUUAUGCCUUCUAAGUGAACCUUAUCAUUUUGUGGCUCAGUUAAACAUUUUCCUGUCACCUCAUCAUUGUCCUUCUAACCUCACUGACCUCGUAUUGAGUUUAGCCUAGAAUAUGAACGCCUGAUGAAUGAUAAGCCAUUGCCUUUGGCAAUAACCACAUGACCGAUGUUUUAUGUUGCCAGUGAAAGUCACAUUGUCCUACAAUGUCCAUUGUUAAGUACUGAAAUUACACUAUGCAGCAGAGAAAUGGAGGAUUUAAGGAGGUACAGAAAUAGCCAGAAGUCACAGAUUGUCACUACACAUUUUACUCCCAAACUCAGAGAUCAUGAAACAGUAACUGAAAGUGCCCUCUGUGUUCCAACACGACACAUUCAAGACAUCAGUCCCCAUCUCCUUCCUCCAUCCUUUGCCAUUCUGUACUGGAUGGAUAUGCACCUCAUGGAUAAGGACUAAUCUUAGGAGUUUGUUUCACUGACUAUACCUGUUUUAAUUGGGGUUUUUAACCAAAGACUGCAGUAAAUCUUUGAAGCUGGAAUCACAAGCCUUUGUUUGAAAACUGUGUAAAGCCCAUCUUGGAAGUGGUUGGUGAUAUUUUAUCUUUUGUUGAUAAACAGGUGGACUUUUCUGUGUUUGUGUCCUUAACUUGUUCUGUCUAAAUGUUCAAAUAAGGGCAAUUGAACAUCAGUAAAUGUAUUAUGCUGCUAUUCAGCCAUAAGCCGGUGUAGAUGAAUUAUUACUACUUAGUAUUCUUUCCUAUUCCUCAGGAGAAAUUCUCAGAUGGAAGUAUAAAAUGUUUUUUUUCUCCAGAGGUAUGAGACAGGAAUAGGUUUAGAAAAGAACUAAUACUUUUGUACUUAUAAUAAAUAGAGUGUCAGAUGCCAAAUGUAUAUUAGUAACCAGUAUGAUGUCACCAUUUUAAAGCAUUCAUAUAGCCAUAUAGUUUCUACAUUCCCAGCAGGUCUGGGCUAAGUUUCAGUCUCAGUGUGUACUGUAUGUGCUGUAAAGUAAGAUUCAUAAACCGAUCGUGAGAAAAAGGAUAUGAGCCAGUGCCAGAUGCAGCUUUACAUUUAAGAUCCUUUCCUCUUUUUGCAAAAUAUGUAUACAUAUAUGUGUAUAUAUACAUAUGCAUAUAUGCAGGUAUAUAAAUCUAUAUCUAUGGCCAUGUAUUUAUUGUAAAUACAUAUAAAUAUGAAUAUCUAACAGGUGUACAGUUUAUUAUCAACAUGAAUAUAAUGGAUAUAUUAUUAUAUUUCUUUUAUGAUUAUGUUAUAUACAGUCGUAACCAAAAUGCAAAUUGUAUUAAAGUAAAUUAUAUUA
This is a messenger RNA of Tachysurus fulvidraco (yellow catfish), 7122 nucleotides long. RefSeq names its product membrane-associated guanylate kinase, WW and PDZ domain-containing protein 2 (gene magixb). The record is from RefSeq and is a predicted model, not a curated record. Gene Ontology annotation, molecular function: protein binding. The transcript is spliced from 18 exons. Gene Ontology annotation, cellular component: cytoplasm. Gene Ontology annotation, biological process: signal transduction. Bases 427 to 4581 code for a protein of 1384 amino acids. Lineage: Eukaryota; Metazoa; Chordata; Actinopteri; Siluriformes; Bagridae.